Molecule: messenger RNA, 1219 nt
Organism: Cariama cristata (Red-legged seriema)
Lineage: Eukaryota; Metazoa; Chordata; Aves; Cariamiformes; Cariamidae
Gene: SLC13A3
Product: solute carrier family 13 (sodium-dependent dicarboxylate transporter), member 3
Exons: 9
Biological process (GO): citrate transport; monoatomic anion transmembrane transport
Cellular component (GO): membrane
Molecular function (GO): citrate transmembrane transporter activity; sodium:dicarboxylate symporter activity; succinate transmembrane transporter activity
Source: RefSeq, a predicted model, not a curated record
CAAAGAUCUGACGGAGGAGAAGGAGGUUGCCAGCGAUGCGCUCUCAGACUUAAAGAGAGAGGAGGAAUACAAAACAAAUAUAUGGAAAGGUUUCCUCAUCUCAAUCCCAUACGCAGCCAGCAUUGGAGGUACAGCAACGCUGACGGGAACUGCACCAAACCUCAUCCUUCUGGGACAGCUGAAGAGUUAUUUUCCAGAAUGUGAUGUGGUGAACUUUGGUUCUUGGUUUAUGUUUGCGUUUCCUUUAAUGCUGAUUUUUCUUCUCCUGGGAUGGCUAUGGAUCUCCAUCCUGUAUGGUGGAAUUAACCUGAGGGGCUGGAGAACAAAAAAGUCAAAUAUAAGAGUGGAUGCAGAAGCCCGUGCCAGAGAAGUGAUAAAGGAUGACUAUCAGAAACUGGGUCCAACAAAGUUUGCAGAACAGGCAAUUUUCUUCCUCUUCUGCAUGUUUGCAAUCAUGCUUUUCUCCAGGGAUCCCAAAUUCAUUCCAGGUUGGGCAAGCUUGUUUGCACCAGGGUUUAUCUCUGAUGCGGUUACGGGAAUCAGCAUUGUGAUUAUACUGUUCUUCUUCCCUUCGCAAAAACCUUCCUUCAGGUGGUGGUUUGACUUGAAAGCACCAAACACUGAGACGCAGCCCUUGCUGACGUGGAGGAAGGCCCAAGAGACGGUGCCCUGGAACAUCAUCUUGCUGCUUGGAGGAGGCUUUGCCAUGGCGAAAGGCUGCGAGGAGUCUGGUUUGUCUGUCUGGAUAGGAGGCCGUCUGCAUCCCUUGGAGGGUGUACCACCGCCCGUGGCUGUCAUCCUCAUCACCAUUGUCAUCGCGUUGUUCACGGAGUUUGCCAGCAACACAGCCACUAUUAUCAUCUUUCUGCCUGUUUUGGCAGAGCUGGCCAUUCGUCUGAAAGUAAAUCCCCUCUAUUUAAUGAUACCAGGAACUAUAGGAUGCUCCUACGCAUUCAUGCUGCCAGUCUCAACACCUCCUAACUCAAUUGCGUUUUCUUCUGGACACUUGAUGGUCAAGGAUAUGGCGAGAACUGGGUUGCUCAUGAAUCUUAUGGGAGUUCUGCUUCUUAGCUUGGCUAUGAACACAUGGGCCAAGAGCAUCUUCCAGCUGGGGACCUUCCCUGCAUGGGCCAACAUCCAUGCAGAAAAUGCCACCUCACUCUUGACAGCUGUAGAAAAUGUCACUUUAAGUGCACUAAAUAAAAUAUGAACAAAGCCA